CCUCCUCAAGCAGGCCGCAGAUGAUGGACCUAAGAAAUGAGAGCACAGUGACAGAGUUUAUCCUCGUGGGCUUUGAGCAGAGCUCCCUUUCCACAAGUGCAUUGCUCUUUGCCCUCUUCCUAGCCCUCUACAGCCUUGCCGUGGCCAUGAACGGCUUCAUCAUCUUCAUCACCUGGACAGACCCCAGGCUCAACAGCCCCAUGUACUUCUUCCUUGGCCACCUCUCCUUUCUGGAUGUCUGCUUCAUCACCACCACCAUCCCACAGAUGCUGAUCCACCUGGUGGUCAAGAAUCACACUAUCACCUUUGCCUCCUGCUUAACCCAGAUGUAUCUGGUUUUUGGAGUGGGUGUGGCUGAGUGCAUUCUCUUGGCUUUCAUGGCCUAUGACCGUUUCGUUGCUAUCUGCCACCCACUUAGCUAUGCCCAGAUCAUGAGCCAGCAGGUCUGUGUGAGACUGGUGAGUACUGCCUGGUUCUUCGGGCUGAUCAAUGGCAUCCUGCCUGAGUGUAUGUCAUUCUGGAAUCCCUUCUGCAGAGACAACCAUGUAGAAAACUUCCGUGAGGCCCCCAUAAUAGCACAGAGUGGGAGCAGGGAAAAGCAGCCUUGCUGGACACCCCACGAGAAGCUGGUGCUGGAGACCAAGGCUGCAGAAGUCCCUCUUCUGGAGGAGAAGUUUGGAUCUGACUAA
Vicugna pacos (alpaca) is the source of this 689-nucleotide messenger RNA. Lineage: Eukaryota; Metazoa; Chordata; Mammalia; Artiodactyla; Camelidae. The record is from RefSeq and is a predicted model, not a curated record.